Messenger RNA from Malassezia vespertilionis, 573 nucleotides. It is a transcript of the gene VPS68, whose product is annotated as Vacuolar protein sorting-associated protein 68. NCBI's taxonomy places the organism in Eukaryota, Fungi, Basidiomycota, Malasseziomycetes, Malasseziales, Malasseziaceae. Bases 1 to 573 code for a protein of 190 amino acids. Gene Ontology annotation, biological process: protein targeting to vacuole; late endosome to vacuole transport via multivesicular body sorting pathway. The transcript has a single exon. The record is from RefSeq and is a predicted model, not a curated record. Gene Ontology annotation, cellular component: Vps55/Vps68 complex; fungal-type vacuole membrane.
AUGAACGAUCCGCGGCGUGUGUGCCGAGUCCAGUUGCCGACGCUCCCUCCCGCGCUGCGCGCAAACAAACGUGCGCUUGGCGUGUACAUUGCGGGCGCUGUAUUUGCUACUGGCUGGUGGCUUUUCUUCGAUGCGUGCGUGCGCUCGCACACGCUGCACAAGCAGCCCACCAGCCCCGACAAGCCGUACGAUCCACCGGGCGUAGCGAUCAAGUUUGACGACUGGAUUCCGGGAAUAAGCACCACGAUCGGACUGGUGAUUGUAAAUUUGGUGAAUAAGCAGCAUCUCCUGGACGAGAACGGCGGACUGGGCGCCAACGUGCCCUGGAACGACGAUCCGAUCAUGUGGCGCACGCGCAUGUGGCUCUUUAUCGGCUUUGCCUUUUUGGCUGGCGGUAUGGCCGGCAGCGUUGCGCUGAUGAUUAUCAAGUAUAUGCUCAAUGUCCAGGCCGAGGGGUACUUGGAAUUUGGGCUCGCGAGCAUUUUGCAAAAUGUGCUGCUUAUGCUCUGUGUCGUGCUGCUCUGGUUCAGCCAGCGCGUUGAAAGCGAAUAUGAAUACAAUUUAACCUUGUAA